ACCACCUCUCUCUCUCUCUCUCUCUAGAUAACGAAGCAUUCCACUUCCUCCUUCUUCCUCCUGCAAGAAAAUACCAACCCGGCAUUGCGAUCGCGCCGCGUCUGCUCCCGCCGGAUUCGCCGCGUCGGGGCUCGGCUCUGGCGAAGUGGGGGCCUCUCCCGAGACCAACUCCGGCGGAAAGCGACGAGCUUUUCGCCUUCCCAUUGCGGUUUGUCUGGUGGGUCGUGCUGGGUCGUCUUGUCGCCUUCCCUUUUUUCGAUCCAUUGGGACGUCAAAUCGGCAAAGUUUCGAUCUUUCUCUGUUGGGUUGUCUAGAAAGACGAGCCGGAGCUGCGCCCGAGUAGUGGGUGUGCUCGAGGGAUCGUCUCGAGGAGCUAUAUGCCUAUGCUGGUGGUUUCAAUCGGUGCAUUCGUUUGAUUUUUUAUACCGAUUCUGUAUUGUGUAAUUAUCGCCUCGGCCGUUUGAUUAUUCCCCAAUUGAUGUUAGGCAUUGAUAUAAGGAGGCUUCUCAAUCUCCAGGCUUUUUCGUGUUGUGGGUUAUCUUGAUAGUUGAGUAUUGCAUUGUGUUAUUUCAUUGAAAGGGUCGCAUUUAUCGGUUGUAUCCAAACCGGGGAAUGAGCAAGUUACUGUUUUUGAUGGUUGAUUUAGGUAUCUAUUCCUCCAGGGAAAGAGGGUUUUGGCCCUGAGGGUGGAAAAGCUAUCUCUUUUCCUUCAGGUUUCAUGGAAAUAUGUGAGUGUAGCAACUUCUUGGUAAGCACUCAGGCAAAAGGGAGAAUCGGUUUGGUUGAAUUUGGGUAGUUUCAUUCGCCGUGGUAGGGAAAGCCCAGAAUGGAUUUCUGGGUAUUUGUAGCGGCGGCUGGUGCCGGUUGCUUGACUAAGUAUUUGAAGAACACUCCGAAUGGUAGGGAAUUGCCGGCAGACCUUUGUUCGAGCUGCAAGGACCCCGAAUCUCAGAAGUAUCUCGUUCGCAGAUUAGCACGGGGAAAGAAAUUAGCCAGAGAUGCUUCUAAUUCUAUGGAAAGGUUAGAAUUUGUGGGCAGAGAAAGUUUAGAUGCUUCUUCUGCUGCAGAAGAGGCUUCUGGAUCGAGGGUAUAUGAUCCAAAAAGUGACGGAAAUUCAGAGGAGUGCAUACUCUCUAUAUCAACUUUGCCUACUGAGAUGUCAAGUAGUGAGACUUAUACAAGGAAUGAGAAUGAGAGUGAUGCUGGUUGUAGUGACUGUAGUGGCUCAAAUGAUAUGUUGGCUGGACCAUCUGAAGGAGAUAUUGUUACUUAUUGUGGCUUUGCUAGGAGUAAGAGCCUUAAUAGAUAUAAAUAUACGCGCGGGCGACUAGUUAAGCCAUUGAGUUCCUUGGAAAGUUGCCUCAUGGCUCAGUUAUACAACCAUCACGCUGAAAUGGAAGAUUAUUGGCAUGGUUCCCCUCAGUCACCAACCUCUCCCAUCGUAAGGCCAUUGCUGGUCACUGAUGGGAGCCGCAUCAUCAGCCGACUCGGUGAUGGGUUUUCCGGAGUGCAGUCUGCAACGGAGGUAGAUAAAUUACAGAAGAAACCAAGUCAGAAAAGAACAGAAGCGUGGUUGGCGUACCCCCGUUACCGAAACUCACCGCUUUGCAUUUCAGGAAGCAAAUGCAAAGUACAUCAGGGAAAGACAAGAGGUCGGGAAGCUCUAUCAGAAUGUUUACUGGGCAAAAGCUUUCUUCCUGAACAUGGGUCAUUGCAUGGGUCCAUUCUCUUCUGCCUUGGAAUUUCUAUUGGCGUCAUGUCUUCCAUUAUAGCCAAUCAAAAGGAAAUUGAGAAAUUGAAGGAUUUGUUGAAGCAAACAGAGAACUUGGUUCAGGACCUACAGGAGGAACUUGAGAUGAAAGAUUCACUUACUGUGAAGGAACUAGCCAGUGAGAAUUAUGAAUCUCAGGAUACGCAUAUUGACUCCUUACGAGACACUGCUCCAACACCAUUCUCCCUUGAACACUCUGUGAUUGAUCGAAGAGUUUGUACUAAAGAAUCAUAUAGUCCUAAGGUAGAAGAGACUCCAGAUAGUAUGAGCAAAAUUGAAGCUGAACUUGAAGCUGAACUUGAGAGGCUGGGGCUGAACAUGAACAUAGCUGGAUUGGAAAGGAGAUUGUCCAGUGCCGAGCUUGAGGACUUGGGGGAGCAUUUUGCCCAAGGCGAGUUGAGAACCGGUAUAGAUUGUGCACAAGCUUUUGCAAAAGAGGAUGCGAAUGAAUCAAGCAGCACCUCUACAACUCACUCUGCAAACUAUGCAGUUUCGCCAACAGAGCUGACCCUUCGCUUGCAUGAAGUCAUCCAGUCAAGACUUGAAAACCGCAUUCAGGAGCUUGAGUUAGCCCUAGAGAACAGCCAGAGGAAGGUACGGCUCAUGGAAUCGGCACACAAAAGUUACAGAAGCCCAAAGACGAACAACCACCAACUAGCUUCCUCUCUCCAUGGUACUCCUGUACAUGGAGACAGCAAUGCUGUGGCGCGGCCCCAGCCUCUUAUCAUGAGCUUAGCGGGUGAAGCUCUCAGUGCUUAUGACGAGGCUUGUGAAGAAUUAAUGAAGUUCGACUCCUCUGAAGAGGAUUCGCCGUCGGGCCUCUAUGAGAUCAAUCAUCAAGACAUCUCUAAGAUUAUAAAGCAGGAUGAGGUCCGGGAUCAGAACGCUGAGGAGAAUGGGUUCAUUCAAAAGCUUACGCCAAAUGGACAGGACGAAUCUGUGGAAACUUUAUCUCGUGAAGAGAAGCUAACGAACGGGCAUCUUUCAAGGUACCAGGAAAUCGACAGUUUUGGGAUGGCGGGCGACGAAAGCAGCGACGCCGACGACGAGAAAGAGAAGAUGUUAAUAAGACAGAUAGUGGAAAGGACGAAGAAAGGCCGCCCCGUCGUUUUAAAGGCGCAAACACUGUUGUUUUCGGAUGACAAUGAUGACUAAUGAAGUGAGUUUGAUUUCUGUAGUGCAGAGCAAUUGAUCAUAUGUAGGAAUAGCAGAUUCUCAUGCAGUAGCUCUUGAGUUUAAUUCA
Molecule: messenger RNA, 3014 nt
Organism: Eucalyptus grandis
Lineage: Eukaryota; Viridiplantae; Streptophyta; Magnoliopsida; Myrtales; Myrtaceae
Biological process (GO): asymmetric cell division
Source: RefSeq, a predicted model, not a curated record